Molecule: messenger RNA, 2492 nt
Organism: Dendronephthya gigantea
Lineage: Eukaryota; Metazoa; Cnidaria; Anthozoa; Malacalcyonacea; Nephtheidae
Product: trafficking protein particle complex subunit 12-like
Exons: 2
Coding region: 60-2303 (747 amino acids)
Cellular component (GO): TRAPP complex; Golgi apparatus
Molecular function (GO): protein binding; calcium ion binding
Source: RefSeq, a predicted model, not a curated record
UUCCGGGCAAGGCGUUGCAAACUAACUUUGAUGUGAAAUACACGAUUUCUUAGCAUAAGAUGGGCCACGGAAACAGCAAAGCAUACACAGAAGCCAUCAAGAAGCUCAGCUCUCUCGAGUUAAACAAUAUCGUAGGGGUUUUCAAUGAGUUAUCGACUGAAAAUCAGGACGGAAUACGGGCAAUCCCGGAGCCAAAUAUGGCGACCAGACGUGUUUUUGCAGAGCGAUUUUCAUUGCCCGGCUUGAUAGGAGAGCGACUCUUUCAUGCAUUUGACAGAGAUAAUAAUGGCACUAUAAACCUGGAAGAAUUUGUCGGCGGUGUAGCAUUGUGUUUGCAUGGCUCAGCUCAGGCAAAAUGUGAACUCCUAUUCAAGGUUUUCAACUUCAGCGAUGAUGAAGAUGCUGUUACUGAGGAUGAAUUAAAAACUAUUUUGCUGAGCUCUUUACAAUCAGCAAACACAAUAUUAGACAGCGUAGGUGAUUCAACGAGCAAGGAAACAAAUAGCAGUGAAAAACCUUUGAUUGAAACUGUCACAGAAAUCGUCCAAGAUGCCUUUAAGACUUGCGACAAGUCAAAGAACGGCAAACUCUCUGCGAAAGAAUUUAGUUCAUGGCUUCAUAAAAACCCACAUAUUAUGGAUAACGUGUUUGGAUGGCAAUGUCCUAAGCCAGAACUGGGUACCUGGGCGAAUGAAGGUGAGCAAAAAGGUUCAAAGAGUUUGCAAGAUUUGUUCGGUGGUCAGGUUGGACAAAAUCUAUCGGGAGAAAGCUUUUUCGACUCUUUGGGAAGCGCAGCAGGAAAUGUCGGGGAGAGCAAGGGGGGGAGGAAAUCCGAAAGCACCUCGCCUGUGUCGGUUUCACCAAUCCACCAAAGCAAAUCUAGUAGCGUUUCUAGUGAAACUGAGACUGCUGUUCACCACGAAAGUGGAUCAAUAUCGGACCAAACACAUUUUGUACCACCAUCCCCGGUAAAAAGCAAACCCCGGCUUUCUGAAGUCAAAGAAGAAGAGCCGUUUGUUGAGAGCUAUGACCAGUACAGCGCAUUGUGGGUACCAACAACUGAAGCAAAUUCUUUCCUCGAAGCAAUCAAGAAUAGCACCUUGAAGCCAGAGAACGCCAAGCCACCUGAAGCCAGCGUUCCACAUAUUCAAUUCGAUACACCACAGAUUGACCCUGUAAAUGAGCUGAUUUCAAAAUAUAUCGGUGACCAAAAUGAAAAAGCACCCUUGAGAUCUGUCUUGACUGAAGACAUGGUGACAUGUGACACAGCUGGUUUGAAACAACUGCUAAGGGCGGAAUGUUGGCGUUCUGCUCUUAACCUUACCACAAAACUGUUGGGUAACAACGCUGGACAUGACACAGCAGACCAGCAUUCGUCUAAUAACUUUGAGAUUUGGUUCUGCAGGAUAGCACUCAUGGUUCAACUUAAGAUGCAUACAGCAGCAGACAUUGAACUUGAGGCUUUCGGUAAUCUUGAUGCAGCUGUGUUAUAUUACGAAUUCUAUCCAGAUUUAUAUCCAGACAGGCAAGGCACAAUGGUGCCUUUCUGUUUCCGUCUUCUGGCUGCGAUGCUACCUCAACAUGUUGACAGACCAAAAGAGGCGUUGGACAAGUUGUUUUAUGUCCACAGCAUCUGUUUGCAAGUUUUGCGAAAUCUGACAGCAGAGCUUGGUGCUGAUAAAGAAAAUUUGGAAGCACUUCAGAAAGGAAUAAAAUUGUGGAAGGAAAGAUUAAUAAAGGUGUUAUAUUGCAUUGGAAAUACUUUUUUAUCCGUAAAAGAGUAUGGUUUGGCAAUAGCUGUGUUCAAGCAGAUUUCAAAACGGGAUCCUGAGAACACAAGAGCAUUGAUGUCUGGCAUUGGUAGAAUUAGUUUACAGUCUGGUGAUAUCGAAAGUGCACAGCAAUACUUUAAACUGGUUGAAGAGAUGGAAUCACAAGAUGAUUCUACCCAAUCUGAUGUCUUGAUCAACAGGGGACUUCUUGCAUUAACACUUGAUGCCUACGAGGAAGCCUACAAGCAUUUUUCCGCAGCUAGAAAAAUCGAUUCAGAAAAUGCUGUUGCAGUCAACAACGCCGCAGUAAGUUUGCUGUUUCAAGGAAGGCUAAAGGAAGCGUUGAGUCUGGUUGAAGAUAUUGUUUUUGCAAAUCCUGAGAAGAACCUGCAUUCUGGUAUUCUCUUCAACAUUUGUACGAUGUAUGAACUGGAAACAUCACGGCAUAUAGAAAAGAAAAAGGUCCUGCUUGAGCUUAUUUCACAGCACUGUGGUGAUGGAUUCAAUGUGUCUUGUUUGAAAUUUCCUUAAAUUAGUUUUUUUUUUGUUAAUUUUUUUGGACAAAUUUGAGUCUGAAUAGUAUACGCAUCAGCUGGCUUGGUAUAAUGAGCUAGAGUUUUGCUGAUGGCAAAAAAAUUUACUUUUCCUAUCUGAUGCAAAUUCUUGAAUAACUCUUAGAAUUUUAUUGAUGUAAGAAAAUGGAUCUUAGAAAAUAUAAGU